AUGUACCAACUUUCAGAAGAGUCCAAGGAGCGCAUCGCGCGCAUCAUCGAUGUUUCCCGCGUCGCUAUUCACUAUGGCUACCUGCCUUUGAUUCUAUACCUUGGAUACUCCCAAAGCGUGCCCAAGCCGUCUCUGAUCCGGUGA
Molecule: messenger RNA, 144 nt
Organism: Alternaria arborescens
Lineage: Eukaryota; Fungi; Ascomycota; Dothideomycetes; Pleosporales; Pleosporaceae
Exons: 2
Coding region: 1-144 (47 amino acids)
Biological process (GO): protein import into mitochondrial matrix
Cellular component (GO): mitochondrial outer membrane translocase complex
Source: RefSeq, a predicted model, not a curated record